Molecule: messenger RNA, 1454 nt
Organism: Lasiosphaeria miniovina
Lineage: Eukaryota; Fungi; Ascomycota; Sordariomycetes; Sordariales; Lasiosphaeriaceae
Product: aldose-1-epimerase
Exons: 3
Coding region: 236-1264 (342 amino acids)
Biological process (GO): carbohydrate metabolic process
Cellular component (GO): cytoplasm
Molecular function (GO): carbohydrate binding; glucose-6-phosphate 1-epimerase activity
Source: RefSeq, a predicted model, not a curated record
UCUUUGACGUGGUUGCGAGACUCGAAUUACGUCAAUCGUGCCAUCUGCCAUCGACGACGACGAAAAGCCUCGAGACCCCGACCUCUUCGAUCCCAACAGAUCCAACUUCGUGAUCCCAUCUCCCGCCCGUGCCAGUACCAAGCAGCCAGCCAGCUCUUGAACUCGCGACUGGACAAGAACACCACGCCCCAAACCCCUCCCCCCCCCCCAAAAAAAAACAGGACAGACAUAGAAGAUGGUCGGGCGCGCUCACAAGCCCACGGCCCUGGCCAGCACGCCGGGCCUGCCACCGCAGCCGCAGGUGACCUUUUCCGACGACAACUCGCGCGUCACGGCCGUGCUCCCCACGGGCGAGAGCCUCGAGGUGCUGCUGUACGGCGCCACUGUCAUCAGCUGGAAGGACGGCGCCGGCGAUGAGAAGCUGUGGCUGAGCGACGCCGCCAAGCUCGACGGCACUAAGGCCGUGAGAGGAGGCAUUCCCCUCGUCUUUCCCGUCUUCGGCACGGCCCCGGACCACGCGCAGACGUCCAAGCUGCCGCAACACGGGUUCGCGCGCACGUCGCGGUGGGAGUUUCUGGGUAAGUCGACCUCGGAAUCCGAGUCGGCGGGGGGAGCCAAGGCUGCCGCCUCGUCCUCGUCCUCGAAGGCUACCGCUGCCGCUGCCGACCAGUCGGUCAAGCUCGACUUUGGGCUCAGCUCGGCCAAUCUGGACGACAAGACGCGCGCGCUAUGGCCGUUCGCCUUCAGCCUCAUCUACGGCGUCACGCUCAACCGUGACAGCCUGACCACGAGCCUCGUCGUCACCAACGACGAUGACAAGCCGUUCGACUGCCAGGUGCUGCUGCAUACGUACUUGCGCGUCGAGGACAUCUCCAACGUGAGCAUCACGGGCCUCGACGGGGCGUCGUACGUGGACAAGGUCGAUGGUGCCAAGACCAAGACGCAGUCGUCGGGCGCCGUGCAGAUCACGGGCGAGACGGACCGCGUGUACACGCCGGCGGCGGCGCCCAGCGCGCCCGUGGUCGUCGUCGAGGGCGGGCGCGCGGGCUUCAGCGUGACGCGCGACAGCCUCGGCGACGUGGUCGUGUGGAACCCCUGGGCCGACAAGGCGGCCGCCAUGGCCGACUUCGCGCCCGCCGACGGCUUCCGCCGCAUGGUCUGCGUCGAGGCCGGCUCCGUCGCCGACUUCCAGACCCUCGAGCCCGGCGACGCCUUUGAGGGCGCUCAGACCAUCGCCAUUGGCUCGCGUGCUGCUGCCGCCUGAGGGUGGCGGUGGCCGCCGCGGCGCUGUCGCUGCUGCGCGCCUUGUCGUGCCGCCGCCGCCGCCGCCGCUUCUGCUUCCUGCUGCUGCUCCGAGAACCUGGCUCGGUUGUGAGAGAAUAUGCAACGGGCUGAACGAGCGAGCGAGCUUGAAGCUAGUGACUAGCGUCGGUGUGGCGGCAGCGGCGGCGACG